Messenger RNA from Cryptomeria japonica (Japanese cedar), 1381 nucleotides. Its product is annotated as toll/interleukin-1 receptor-like protein. The coding region runs from base 113 to 1030 and encodes 305 amino acids. Lineage: Eukaryota; Viridiplantae; Streptophyta; Pinopsida; Cupressales; Cupressaceae. Gene Ontology annotation, biological process: signal transduction. The transcript is spliced from 2 exons. The record is from RefSeq and is a predicted model, not a curated record.
GGAAGAUGGGACAGCCCCUCAUGUCAUUAUAGUCUUGCUGUAUGGCCUAAACUUUUUGACGUGCUCUGAAACCAAUUCCCCUGCUUUUUCAUUUCCAUGGCGUCCUCUUCAAAUGUUAAUGAAAAUCAGAGUGUGUCUCAAAAUGCUUUGCAGGAAGUGUGACGUAUUUAUUAAUCAUCGUGGACUUGACGUUAAACACAAACUUGCGAGCAAUAUCUACUUUGCUCUUGAUGCCAUUGGAUUACGCCCUUUUCUUGAUGUAGAAGUGCUUGAACCAGGCGUGGCCAUACCAUCAACAAUACAAGAAGCUAUGACAAGUGCUUCUCUUCAUAUUUCUAUUUUGUCCCACAACUAUGCCCAGUCAUCUCGGUGUUUGGACGAGCUAUCCUUUAUGCUCAGAACGGGCACCAAAACCAUUCCUAUAUUCUAUCAUGUGGAGCCUUCUGAUGCCCAAUGGGUUAUUCAAGGCAAAGGAAUCUAUGCAGAUGCAUUUUCUGAGCAUGAAAAGAAGGGAAGAUUUGGUUCUGAGAAGAUUGAGGAGUGGAAGAGGGCGCUUCAUGACAUUUCAUUUCUCUCCGGCCAUGUAGUUAAUGACGACAUAGCUGAAGGGAGGCUGCUGAAGAGUAUUUGCAACGAGGCACUGCAGACCAGGGAUGGAUUUCCAGUGAAAAUUGCCAGAUUUCUAAUCAGAACGGAUGAACACAUGUCUCGUCUGCUAGCUGAUACGGAUGAAGAAUCUGAAAAUUCUGAGCAGGAUGUUGAAGAGUCUGCGAGUGAAUGCUCAGAUGACAUUCUUUCAUCAAUGGUUGAUAGAGUUAGAGGCUCUGUAAGUGCGUGCUUAAACAGGGUUGAAGUGUCUGUGAAUGCGUGCUUAGAUAGGGUUGAAGGUUCUGUAGCUAAAUGUGUAGAUAGGGCUGAAGGGUCUGUGAAUGUGUACUUAGAUAAGGUUGAACAAUCUGGAGAUGAGCCCAUCGAUGAACUAAUUGAAAGGGGUAUGAAGAGGGCAUUCAUAUGGUUCACCGAAGAUUAGCUCGGCAUUCAUAUGGUGUACUUGUAUUGUAGCGUAUUUCAUUAAAAUUGGGGGCUGAGUUUAUCAUGAAUUUAUCUAAGGGGGGAGGAAGGGAAGGGGUUUGAAGAGGGCAUUCAGAUGGUUCAUUGAAAAUUAGUCUUGGCCACUUACUGACAAGGGCUGUAUUGCAAUGCAAUUCCUAUCAAAUAAUUUUGUUGGGGGUUUGAUCUUUUAUUGCAGUAUAGUAAAUUAUUUAAGGGCUUGAUCAUGAAAUGUGUGGAUGUAUGGAAUAGCUAGCAUCAUUUAAAGGUCAAAUACAUGAAAGCAAAAGGUGUUCACUUUCCACUUAAAUUUAUGUAAGUCUAAGAGUGA